GCUCCUUCGAGCGUAGUGUAAUCGAAAUGAGAUACAUUUGGAUUUUAUGUAUCUUCUAAUAGUUUUAAGAUUAGAAAUCAACAUUUCAAGUUUUUUGUUUAUUUCAAUCCUGUAAUUAUAAACAAGUGAUAUUCACUGUUAAAAUAUCACCAUCCUUCUUUAUAUGAUCGAAAUAGAGUGUUUUGAGAAACUUCUGAAGAAUUAACUAAAGUAUUUGUGUAUUAGCUGAAGCUUUGUGUUUACAUUGUGGUAUCUCUCUACUGCUCCUGUUUACUCCGAGUGCAUCUAUUUAUAACCAUGACGCCUGUGAAUAUACAGAUGUUCCUCGAUCUCAGCAUCUAGUCUUCGGAACUUCGCCAUGGAGAUGGAGUCCGCCAUGGUGCCAGAACCAACGGGAGGUCACCCCAUAUGGAAACUUUUCAAGAAGAAGAAGUAUCCGAUGAACGUUCAGAGGCAUGGCGGCCGCUACGAGUACACCGCCCUGGAGGCGGAGGGGGGCGGGCAGGAGCGGCUGGAGCUGGAGCGGAAGGCCAAGGAAGAGGCGAGCAGUGCCUGCAGCCAUUACCUCAAGGGCAGCACCCGCUACACCCUCAUCCACCACCUCAAGGACAUAGGUUCGAGAGUGGACAAACACUGGUUCGUGGUGAGGGACACCUCGGUGAAGACGGAGCGGCUGCUCACCCUCACACCCCGAAGCCAAGCUUGCCCCAUCCGGACAGACUCCUCGAACAGGGGUAUCGUCCUGGACCUGCUGACGAACCUUCAGCACCCCUACAUCUACCCGGUCCUCGAUCUUGAGUUCAGGGAAACGGCGGGGGAAGUCUACAUUCUCCUCGUCAUACCUUACAAUUCCAAAGGCAGUCUAAAAGAUCUUAUUUAUAAGUCGGUGUGGUCGGAGGACUGGGGAGACAAGUACGGCCAACGGUCUGAGGGGCUGCCAGGAACUCAGGUCCAGAGGCUCGGGAGGCAGAUCCUGGAGGCUCUCUUCUUCCUCAAGGAGCGGGGCUUCCCUUCGUCCUCACACCUCCACUCGGGCAACAUCAUCAUACAGAAUGGUGUAGCGAGGUUGAGUGGCCUUGAAAAUGUCCUUUUCGGUUAUACUUCUCGCAUAUAUCCAAUCAUUGCUAAAGCUUUUCGUUCUGAAUCUUCAGUUGUAGAUGUGAUUCUCUUCGGUCAUGUGCUUUUUGAAAUGUGCGCUGGUUAUGAACUUACCGUAGCUGUACCCACUCCGGCCAAUCUACUCGAUAUUGUAAAUUAUCCUCAGGUAGUUGAAGUUUUGGAAUUUAUAUUCAACAACCCCAAACAAAGGGUUCCGUCCAUAGAAGAGCUUCUCCUGUGUGAAUUCUUCCGAAAUAUUGAUUUAAGGGAAAUGAGAGCUACUUCUUUGCCACAGGUGUAUCAUGCCCACUUGACAGCUUCUACUCUUGCAUUACUUACAGAAGUCAAGAGACAACAGAAAACUAGAAGGGGUAGGAGAUCACAUUCUACAUCAACUGACAAUACCUCACCUGCUCCAUCUCACAGGGAACACAGUGAUUCUGAAGAAGCCAAAGAAAGUGGUGAAGAAUCAGAAGAAGAUGUUACAGGAGGAUCUCAUGAAGAUUCAGAUACAGAUACUGGACAAGAAUUCGUUGAACACCGUCACCUGAGCCUCCACCUCUAUCAAAACCUGAGCCCAGUGAAACUAGAAGACGAAGAUCUGCUCAGAUAGCAAGUGCAGAACAACGGGGGAUCACUCCUUCCGACUUUAUUAACAAAAAACAUUAUACAACAGAUAAAAAACCUGCUUGCUAAAUGUAUUAAAAAAUUAAUCGCAUUUCUGAUGAACUUGUCAUCAUGAUAUAUGCCUAGUGUUGAUAAAAUUCCUUUAAAACCCGAUGUCUAAAUUAAAUAAUUUAAUAAUUUUAAUCUUUACUAUAAAACUGAUUAAUGACAAUUUAACUCGAGGAGUUUUUAUCUCUUAUUCUUAUUAGAACUCAAAUAAAUUUAUAUUAUACUAUGUCUUUCUAAUUUUUUUCUUAUAAUAAACAAUAAAACUGUAUAUAUUAUUAUAUGAUGUACAUAAUGACACCUGGCUAAAGUUUAGCUCAUAAGGAUGAUAUAUAUAUUUUUUUUUUAUAUCUUUUUAUAGACAUGUAAAGCUCCUUCAGUAUGAUUAAACAAUAAUUUAUUAAUAUUAGUAUUAUUUAUGUAAAAUAAGAUAGAUUAUAAUGAAAUAAAGUAGCUAAAUUAAUAUUUUGAUGCCUGCGGUAUUGUUUAAUUAUAGUUGUUCAUAUGAAUUCUGAUGAAUAUGUCAAUAUUUUAGUACUUAGAAAAUUAUUAUAUUCUUUUAUAAGAACCAAAGAAACGAUCAAUUGAAUCCCUGAGUUCUUGUUCACAUGAUUCAAAUGGACUUAAUGGCAUAAACAUAGAUAUUUUUCAACUAACUAUGCAGUUUCUAGAGGAAAAUUUUUUUGAAUUACAGUAUCAAAACUAUGUAUUUAUUAAAUUAUCUAAAUAUAAAAUUAAUUCAAAAAUAUCUUCUGAAAUAAUAUACUUAUGUAAUAUACGUAAAUAAUAUACCUACUUUAUAUGUUCAAGUUUACCUUUGUCAAUUUAAAUCUGAGCAAAUUAAAAUUUGCUCAAAUUUAAUAGGUCCAUGUAUGGUGAGUUAUGAGGUAUGGAAAGUUAAGAAUGAAAAUAAAAGUAGUUAAAUCAUAACGUUGUGUUGUGCAAAUUAUCGACUAUAUCAAUUAUUUUUUAAUAAAUACUAUUUUUUAUUAUGUGUUAAGAAACAAUUAAAAUUAUAUUAUUAUCCCUUAAUUGAGGAAGUGCCAUUAUUGUUAAUUUGAAUCAUUAUUCAGGAAAAAUAAUUAAAUUAGUAUAAAGUUAAACAAUUAUGUUUGAGAAACAUUGAACAAUACAGAAGUGAUAUCAGGUGUCAUUGUAGAGCUUAUAAGAACUAGAAUGUUGCCUGAUUAGGUUCCAGAAAAUUGCUAUUAUCCUUCAAUAUGUUUUUAUUUAAAUAUGAUUAAAAUUCUAUAGUCUUGACAAAUAUUUUUUUAUACUUGUAUAUUUAUUAAUAUGUUUAAAAGUAUAAUAUUCAGUUAAAAGCAAAUACUUCUUGGCUCAUUAAAUACUGUCAAACAAAAUUUAUUGAAAUAGAAGGAAAUGAAAUAUUUUCAGAUUGAAUCUAAAUCUUAUUAUCAAAUUUCUUAUAACAUCUAUAUUUACUAAAAGAAACAAAAAUUGAUAGUUUCUGUCUGCUUGCUGGCUUCUUCAUUUUCUUUUUAUAUUUUAUAAAUCAACUGGAAAAAAUUGAAGGUAUGCUCGAAGACCAUCAGUGUUUUAUACAACUUUGUUGUCAACUCAGUGGUUCAGAUUAUUCAUUUCCACAUCAGUAAAAUAUGUCAUGACCUAGGAUAAAAUGGAAUCCGAUUGGCGUCUGCCUUUAGACAAUGCAACAUGAUUACUUAUGUUUUAGUUUCAAGGAAUAUUUUUAAAGUCAUAGUGAUAUUUUGGUUUAGACUGAUAUUUAAAAUUUGAUAAUGAAUUUAAUUAAACUCAAUGAUAAUGUACAUUAUCACUGACUUGUACCAGUACAAUAAGACCCAAUUAUAAUGUUUCCAGAGACUUAUAAUAGUGUCAAUCUAAAACUGUUAGACCAUUCAAAAUGGCGUUUCAAAGUGAUAUCGUGGUGCCAGAGAGGUUCUCCAGUCUAGCUCAUUUUAACAUAGUCCCAUUAUAAUUAUGAUUUCCAGAAUCUAAGCACCAUAGGACCCUCAAUCUGUAUUCUGAUUUUUUAAGUUUUCAUCUGGUUUUGUUCUGUUCUAAACCAGGAUAGAUUACCUAACUAGUUCCUCUAGCAUCAGUAGUUACAAUAAUUUCAAUUUACUCUUUCUUAAAGUCUCAUAUCUCAUUCCUGUUAUUUUAUUUUAUUUUAUGAUCUGAUAUAUAUAUAUAUAUAUAUAUAUAUAUAUAUAUAUAUAUAUAUAUAUAUAUAUAUAUAUAUAUAUAUAUAUAUUCUUGUCUUAUACAAUUGGUCCAGUCCUGUGGUUGAUUCCCAUAAGAUUUUUUCAGCAUUAUGUUAUAAUUAGAUAAUACAUCUCAUUUUACCAUGUACAUGAUGGGCCGACAAAGGGCAAGAAAUUUAUUGGUACAAAUAAUAGUCACUAAUAAAUUGUUCUACUGCUCAUCAAUAACCCAAGCUGUUCUAGCCUAUGCAUUCAGUCUAUACUAUUGCUAGGAGAAUAGUGGAGAAUGAUGCCAAACUUUUGAUGUUAUCAUAUGAGCUCUGAUCAUCAACCAAGGUUAAUCAUCAGUUCAUUGGCUCUGAUUUGCUUCCAGUGCACACUAAAAUCUCAGACCGCAAAGCAGAUUAUAGUUGUGAUUGACCAAGAUUUGUUUAGUGAGUAACCGUCUACUACAAACCUGGUGGUGCCUUUAGAACCCUUAGUACAAUUGGGACAAUGAGCCAAUAAUUUUUCUUUGUUUCCUUGUAAUAUUCUGCCAUUAGAAAUAUCAACUACUAAUACUACUGAUAUUCUUUAAACGGUUAUAGACAGAAAUUUUGUGGAACCUAACACCUUGUAACUUAAAAGUUUUUCUCAUAAAAAUGUUUAUUAUUUUAAAUAAUGACCUUUUAGGUAUCUAUUUUUAAUGAUAGAAAUAUUAGGAUCUUUAGUUUAAAAAAUUAAUUUUGAUUUAGUUACAUUUUAUUUUUUUUUGAAAAGUUCAUUCUAUUUUUUUUUUUUUUUAGGUAUUGGAAAAUGGUUUCUUGUGGUAUAACUAUUAUUAAUUAAACAGUUAACUAUGCAGUUAUGAACAAAUACAAUGUAAUCAGCAUUAAGAACAAUGAGAAAAACUAUUAAGACCAUGUGACUUUAUGUUGAUGUCAAUUUAUUAAACUUGAUUUUUUUAAUCUAAUAAAUUAGUAAAGCUUUUAUAUGGUAGAUAGAUUUUGUCACAGCCUAAAAAACAGGACACAUACACAGUAAUUACUAAACCAACAUAAUUCUACCUAAUGUUUAGAAUUAUUCUUUUCUGAUUCCUGUGCGAACACUCAUUCUGCCUUCUGAAGCUUUAAUAAAAUAAAAAUUAAUAACAUAAUUAUUAUAAUAUAUAUUAUUAAUGUUUAAGCAAUAAUAAGUAGUAAAAAUGAAAUGCUCAGAAUAUUGGUAUCAUCUUGUGAUUGGCAAAGGAGGAAGUGCAGAAAAUGAAAUAUUAGGUUUAGACUGAGUGGUUAUCUAGCAUUGAGUUAUCAUCCAUUUUGUUUCACAUACUGAAAUAGAUUAUAAAUAUGGAUUACCGUGUCAUCAGUAAUCUCUAUUAUCUUACAUACACCACAAUUUAAAAUGUUUUGUUCUUUAGAAAUUCAAAUAGUAAUUUUUAAUAUUUAAAACAUAAUUUCAAAGUUUCCUGAAACAGUCAAUACAAUUUGUGAUAUAAUUUUUUUUUUAAACAUAAAUCAUGUUUUUGAAUUAAAUAAGACAAUUUUAUCUAUUUAAUAUGUUAAUUGAAAAUCAUUACACUAAAAAUUAUUAAAAUCCCUGGCUUACAAAUCUUGCUCUGAGCUCUUUCAGCAUGUAAAUCCAGGUUCAACAUUUUCUCAGUCCACACAAAAUCCGAUAAGUAACUAAGAUGGUAAAGUAAAAUAUGAUACUCGGUUGCCAUGAACUAAUACUUACCACUCGGCUACAUUGGCUUUCUUUUUUUUGUUACUUGACUAAACAUAACAAGAGAUUGGAGGAUGAGCUGACAGGAUUUAUAUUUAUUUUAACAAUGAAAAAAUGUAAAUGUAAUUUGUAUGGUAUUAAUGAUGCAUCAAAAGCUAUUUUAUCAGUUUUAUAUAACAUCAAAGUUCAUAAAAGUUAAAAUCAUCCGAGUCACAUAAAUAAACAUUAUGGCAUAAAAUUUUAUUUUUCUUCAGUUUUAACAUAACUUCAAAUAGUAUAUAUAUAUGUAUAUAUAUAUAUAUAUAUAUAUAUAUAUAUAUAUAUUAUUUGUACAAAAAAUUAAUAAGAACAAGAAAACACUACCAGAUUAAAAAUCUAAACACUACCUUUUAAAGACUAUCAGUUUUAAUAAUACUAGUCAUUUAAUAUAAUAACAAUAUUAAGGCUUUUAAUAUAUAAAUUUAAUACAUUAUUUUUAAGGUUGAUCAGGUAAUAUAUAUUAAAUCUUAUUUGAUAUUUCGUGAAAUUUAAUAACUAAUAGCAAUUUUUCAGCACUAUAUGAAUAAAAAUAUUGAGAGAGAUGAUUGCAUCAUCAGAAUAAAUGUGGCAAGUCUACAAUUAAAAAAAAAAGGUCUAGUUUUACAUCCAUAGCAAUUGUCGAAAAAAACCAUCUGGUACAAUUAUGAAUACAAAGUAUUAAAAUUUAUUAGGUAGAUUUGACACUAAUUACAGAAAAUACGUAAGGUUAAUGUCAAUUUCAUUAGUGUAGUUACAGGUAACCACUCAAUCUUUUCCAAGCGUAUGUGUAAAAAACAGCACGUGCAACAAUGUUGGAUUCAGGAAAACCACUUAAGCACAAUGAACUGAUAAAAGGAUAUAAAAAUAGUGGAGGCUAAAAAAGUUUUUUAUUUGUAUGUAUCUGAACUAGUAGUGUUAAGGAUUGCACUAAAUAUAGUUUAAAUAAUACCAUUUGUAAGGCUAUAAUAGAUUUUUUUACUUGCCUAUUAGACUAUAAAACUCUUUUCUUUAGCUAUUACCUAAGCUUUCCGUCCAGAUUUAUUUUUUGUAAAUUUCAUUUCAUGUAAUCGCCCAAUGUGAUGGACAUUGGGCAUAUGAAUCAAUCACUUAAAAAAGAGGCACAUAAAAAACAAUAACAAUAAUAACUAUAUCAUUUUCAUUUACUGUGUUAAAUUUUAAAUGAUAUUGCUAGUUUAUUAAUAUUUAACUUAUAAAUAUAUUGAAAUUUCAAUUAAUUUUUUUUAAGGGAUAGGGCACUAAAAAUAUAUCAUUUUAAAGCUUCCAUUUAUUUAUUGAUCCUGCAAUAAUUCUUUCUAUAAUGUUUACAAAUUCUUUUAUUUAAAUGUAGAAUUACUACAUUAGACUGCUAUUUUGAAAUAUAAAGUUUAGGUGCUAAAAUAUAUGUAAAUUGUAUAUCUUUAAAAUUUCAUGAGAUAUUACAUAACUAUGAUUUUUUAUGCUAUAAUGAAAAGAUAAAUGCCUUAAUAAAGUGUUAAUUACAAAUAUGUUUGUACAACUUUAAAUAAUAUCCUUAGAUGAUUUUUAUGUCUUCAGAUCUGGAGGCAAUUCCUCAUCUGAAUCGAAUUCCGCAUUCACAUCUUUUACCCAAUUUCCAUCCUUGUCCUUAAUCCAUCCUGACCUAAGGGAAAUAAAAAUGCCCAAUCAAAUUGUAAAAUAUUUAUUUGAAUUCCAAAAAAAUUACAUUUAACCAUAUACUGCAAUGAUCCUAUCAGAUUAUCAAAGGUUAUAGAAACUUUUUUCAAAUACUAAAGUUUUAAUUUAUCCUUUAUUUAGAUAAAAAAUCAGGAAUUUAUACCAUAGAUUACUAAACACAUUUGAAUAAAGAAAAGAAACUAUUUUGUUAAAUAAACAUUUUUUUUUACCUUUUUAAUUUUAAUAGAGAAAGUCCAAUUGCAAGGUUUUGAACAUUGAGAAAUAUAUCUAACAAAAUAUUUUUUAUUGAUACAAGUUAGAAAUUGACAGAGGGUAGAUUAUACCAUACCCACAAUACAGAUUGGUUGUACAGGUUUGUAGAGACCUACCAACGUACAUACACAUGCCAGAUUUUUAUUACAUGGCUAUAUUAACAAAAAUUAAUUUAUAAGAUUUCAAAUAAUUCAAGCAAGAAAAAAUAUAAAUAGAAUCAAAAUGAAAAUAUGACUGUGAUAACUUACAGAUUUAAUGAUAACUCGGUAUUUGAUGGCAAAGAUUUUGAACGCUUAUUUACAUUUUCUUUUAAAGGCUCUAGAUUAACAGUGACUUCCUUAAUUUCACUAACAGAUGUGUUCUGUUCAGUUCUUGAUAACUGUCCAUAAUUAUCUCUUUUCUUUUCCACAAUACUUUCCAGGGAUCUUUUCCUGUGUAAUGUCUUCAGAUACCUACGUACUUGUGAAGCACUUGAUUGUACAGGAGAAGAU
Nezara viridula (southern green stink bug) is the source of this 8089-nucleotide messenger RNA. The record is from the annotation of a GenBank genome assembly. NCBI's taxonomy places the organism in Eukaryota, Metazoa, Arthropoda, Insecta, Hemiptera, Pentatomidae.